Oncorhynchus kisutch (coho salmon) is the source of this 5717-nucleotide messenger RNA. Its product is annotated as probable C-mannosyltransferase DPY19L3. The record is from RefSeq and is a predicted model, not a curated record. The coding region runs from base 136 to 2346 and encodes 736 amino acids. Gene Ontology annotation, molecular function: mannosyltransferase activity. Gene Ontology annotation, cellular component: nuclear inner membrane. The transcript has 19 exons. Lineage: Eukaryota; Metazoa; Chordata; Actinopteri; Salmoniformes; Salmonidae.
UGUGCUACAUUGUUUAAAGCCUUUACACGACUGAACUAGAGACUCUACGCAUGUAUCGAGUGUCGGUGGGAGGGAGAGAGGAGAAACCUUUGGACAUCCGAUAAGGGAUUGCAAGCGCUGUCGAGGUGAGCCACCAUGACUGCCCUUAGGCAGAGGAAGGGCAGCAAAGGAAGUAAGGAGCCUGGUCCAGAGGUCCUGAACCAGAGGUUCUACCCUUCAGCAGAGCCCCUAGAGAGGACUUCAGACGGCGUAUGGACAUGGAGGACAGUGCUGUGGGUUGCCAUAGGUUGGACUGUGGGAAUUAGUCUUGGCAUGCUGUCCUGCAUCUAUGUGGCUACGCUCCAUGAAAAUGACCUGUGGUUUUCCAACAUUAAGGAAGUUGAGCGUGAAAUCUCCUUUCGGACAGAAUGUGGCCUGUACUACUCGUACUAUAAACAGAUGUUGAGAGCUCCCUCCAUACAGCAAGGUCUUUCAGAGCUCAUCAAUGAUAAUGCCACUGAAUCCAAGAGAACCAUCAACCUCCUGCGACGCAUGAACAUCUAUCAGGAGGUGUUCCUAGGUGUUCUCUAUAGGAUUCUACCCAUACAGGCCUACCUGGAGCCAGUGUAUUUCUAUAUCUACACAGUGUUUUCCCUCCAAGCGGUGUAUGUCAUAGCUCUGUUCAUCACCAGCUGGCUGCUCAGUGGUUCCUGGCUAGCAGGGGCUCUCACUGGAGUCUGGUACAUCCUCAACAGAGUGGACACAACGCGGGUGGAGUUCACCAUCUCGCUCAGGGAGAACUGGUCCCUGCCCUUCUUCGCCCUCCAGAUAGCUGCCAUCACUUGCUACCUGAGGCCUCACCUCAAACCCAUCCAGCAGAAGGUGGUGUUGUGGCUGAUGUUCCUGGCCACGUUGUGUUUCUGCCUCACCUGGCAGUUUAAUCAGUUCAUCCUGCUGGUUCAGGCUCUCAUCAUCUUCACCCUGGACUGUCUGGACCUCAUCUCCACAGAACAGGUGACCUGCCUGUACCUAGUCCAGGUAAGCAGCCUGCUCUCCGUGUGGCUGCUGCAGUUCUGUAACUCCAUGAUCCUAGGCUCUCUGGCUCUCAGCUUCAUUGUGGCCGCUCUCUUUGUCAAGCACUUCCAGAGAGGGCUGAAGACAGGUGGUCUCACAGCGCGGCUGGGAAAGCUGCUCCUUCACACCGUCCUCGUCCUUGCACUAACAUUCACUAUUAAUUAUUUAGCCAAGCAAGCGUUGCAGCUCCGAUCUGACGAACACAUCUUUAAAUUCAUCAAGUCCAAAUUUGGCUUGGGGCCUACCAGAGAUUUCGAUGCCAGUCUUUACCUGUGUGAGGAAGCCUUUGGGCUUCUUCCCUUGGACACGUUUGACCGCUUGGCUGGCACUCUGCUGGCAUACCCUUACCUCGUCACCCUGAUUGUGCUCCUGGUGAUGCUGGCGCUGUUAACACUGGCCAACCUCUGUGAUUCUUCAGCGGUCGGGCGGCCGCCGAAAGGCCGGUUCGAGGAGAGGCCGAUCUGUAUGCGGGCAGAUGUCGCCUACAAUCUGUUACACACCGUCUUCUUCGGCCUCCUGGCGCUCAGCACCAUGAGAAUGAAAUAUCUGUGGACUGGCCAUAUGUGUGCCUUUGCUGCCUAUGGCGUGUGUGGCAAGGAGCUGUGGUCCCUCUGCCUAAACACGAUCCACUGUAACACUAAAACAAAGCUGAGGCUGAUCAGGUACACAGUUCCACUUGCCAUUCUGGGAUUUCUAUGUUGCAAGUUUUGGCCCAAACUGAUGACGGAAGUAUCAGAACUGAGAGAAUUCUACGACCCUGACACCGUUGAGCUGAUGACCUGGAUUAGCUCAAAGACCCCCAAGAAGGCAGUGUUUGCUGGGAGCAUGCAGCUGCUGGCUGGGAUCAAACUGUGCACAGGGAGAGUCCUGACUAACCACCCACACUAUGAAGACCGAGCCCUGAGAGAGAGGACCAGACAGGUGUAUCAGAUCUACGCCCGGCAAUCCCCGGAGGAGGUCCACAGGAUCCUGCGCGCGGCGGGGGCUGAUUUCGUGGUGAUGGAGGACAGCGUCUGCUACGAGAGGAGGCAUGGCCGGGGCUGCAGGCUCCGAGACCUGCUGGACCUGGCCAACGGACACAUCAUGGAUGGCCCCGGGGACAACGACCCAGACUUGGUCCACGCCUCCCAUCCUCGCUUCUGUGAGUCCGUCAAGACAGACGGCCCUGCCUACACAGCCCUCUUCUCCCGCGUGUUCCAAAACAAGACCUUCCACGUCUACAAGCUGAAGAGGGGCAAGAAGAGAGCCAAGGCCGACAGAGAGCCAGUAGCCAUGGAGGAUAAAACCCAGUAAUAAGACCCUGGGUUACCCCAUAAACAACGCCCCACCCACCCAUAUCCAGCCCGCCGCCCAGUCUCCGACUCAGCCUCCUGCUCCCUGCCAAGUCGAUAACCUGAUGACUGCUCUCCGCUCCCUGCUCUCUGGUCUACCCGACUUCAUCUGGAACCAUGGCUGCACUCUCCCACCCGCCGCCCUCCCUCCUUCCAUCCCUCCGUGUGCCACGGCAGCCCGAGGCAGGUAAUCACGUCCGGCUGACACGGCGCUGAUUUGAGCAGCGUCUGAUUGCGGCGGGCGAGCAGAUGAGCACAUGCAUAUCAAACCAGGGCUUUGUGUCAGGAAGCUCAUGUGUAAACAGGAGAGGAGGGAUGACGGCGCAUCACAACAACAUUCACGGCUCCCUCUCGCUUUCACCCAGACUUAAGGCAGAGCAGAGAAGAAAGAGGAGAGGGACCUUUGAGAGGGGGCUGAUUGAAAGCUAGAGCAGCGUGGGUAAUUAUUGCGAAGGCCAGUCUGGUCUCUUUGGUGGCCGGGUCUGCAGCCUGACUGCAUAGCUGCACCCUGUGCCAUUUUCCUUCAUUUUUAUUUUAAAAACUGUGCCAUGUCUCGUCUCCACUUGUUAAUGAGGACUCCUCUUUCGAUACUCUCUCACUCAAACACAAGGUUCUGCAUACGUUGUCAGUUGCGGUGCAUCAAGGGGAAGUGGCAUUCUCAUUGUAAUGCAUAACAGUCAUACCACUGUGAAGAGGAUUUGCUCGUUCAUUCCGUUGCAUUGAAAUUGGAUGUUUAAUUUAGUUGGCUGAUAAAAAAAUUUACGAGGGAGAAGUCUUUCCAUUAUGUUUUCCUAAUAAGUGCAUACUAAUGUAAUGUUGAGCAUUGACAUAGUUCAUUUUCAUAUUUAUUAAUAAUUCAGUUUAGAUGCAUUGGUCAUUUAAAGCAACAGUAUUUGAAUGGAAAUUAAAUGAGAAAAUGUUUAUUAACUGUGUGUAUUCCCUCAACUCAACACCCCAGAAUCAUACAGUAUUCUGUAGAAGGACUGCAUUGUGGGUAAACCAUGACCACUGGUCAAUGUUGAAUUAGGUGAAUGGUUAACCUAUUCAUGGUCACUGGUCUAUGGCUAACAUACAAAUCCAAGUAUUUCGAUUUUUUUUCACAUGUUGGUGCAUUACAACAUGUUGGUGCAUUACAACAUGUUGGUGCAUUACAACAUGUUGGUGCAUUACAACAUGUUGGUGCAUUACAAAAUGGGAUUGAAAUAGAUUUGUCAUUUUCUGUCAUUGAUUUACUUUUUUUUAUACCGAUUUUAAUAAAAAUUAAAUAGCUAAAAUAUAGUUGUUGGAUAAGUAUUCACCCCCCCUUUGUUUAGGCAAGCCUAAAUGAGUUCAGGAGUAACAUUUGGCUUAACAAAUCACUUAAGUUACAUGGACUCACUCUGUAUGAAAUAAUAGUAGUUGACGUGAUUUUUAAUGACUACCCCUUCCUUUGUCCCCCCCUUACGUACAACAUCUGUAAGGUCCCUCAGUCAAGUAUUGAAUUUCAAGCACCGAUUCAACUACAAAGACCAGAGGGGUGUACUACAAAGACCAGAGAGGUGUACUACAAAGACCAGAGGGGUGUACUACAAAGACCAGAGGGGUGUACUACAAAGCAAGCUACAGUAGAUCUACUUAGGGUUUUCUAGAGCUAGCCAGCUUCAGUUACUUUCCCAUUCCAGCUCAGGCUUCCAUCCGACCUACGAUGGGGGAUAUUGCUCGUCCGUCUGCCGCUAACUCGAGCAGGCUUGUAACUGCGUUUGUAUGUCGCACGUGGCUAGUCAAAACACCAGACUUUUCAUUGAGACUGCGUUUGUAUGUCGCACGUGGCUAGUCAAAACACCAGACUUUUCAUUGAGACUGCGUUUGUAUGUCGCACGUGGCUAGUCAAAACACCAGACUUUUCAUUGAGACUGCGUUUGUAUGUCGCACGUGGCUAGUCAAAACACCAGACUUUUCAUUGAGACUGCGUUUGUAUGUCGCACGUGGCUAGUCAAAACACCAGACUUUUCAUUGAGACUGCGUUUGUAUGUCGCACGUGGCUAGUCAAAACACCAGACUUUUCAUUGAGACUGCGUUUGUAUGUCGCACGUGGCUAGUCAAAACACCAGACUUUUCAUUGAGACUGCGUUUGUAUGUCGCACGUGGCUAGUCAAAACACCAGACUUUUCAUUGAGACUGCGUUUGUAUGUCGCACGUGGCUAGUCAAAACACCAGACUUUUCAUUGAGACUGCGUUUGUAUGUCGCACGUGGCUAGUCAAAACACCAGACUUUUCAUUGAGACUGCGUUUGUAUGUCGCACGUGGCUAGUCAAAACACCAGACUUUUCAUUGGGACUGCGUUUGUAUGUCGCACGUGGCUAGUCAAAACACCAUACUUUUCAUUGGGACGGCGUUUGUAUGUCGCACGUGGCUAGUCAAAACACCAGACUUUUCAUUGAGACUGCGUUUGUAUGUCGCACGUGGCUAGUCAAAACACCAGACUUUUCAUUGAGACUGCGUUUGUAUGUCGCACGUGGCUAGUCAAAACACCAGACUUUUCAUUGAGACUGCGUUUGUAUGUCGCACGUGGCUAGUCAAAACACCAGACUUUUCAUUGAGACUGCUUUUGUAUGUCGCACGUGGCUAGUCAAAACACCAGACUUUUCAUUGAGACUGCGUUUGUAUGUCGCACGUGGCUAGUCAAAACACCAGACUUUUCAUUGAGACUGCGUUUGUAUGUCGCACGUGGCUAGUCAAAACACCAGACUUUUCAUUGAGACUGCGUUUGUAUGUCGCAUGUGGCUAGUCAAAACACCAGACUUUUCAUUGGGACUGCGUUUGUAUGUCGCACGUGGCUAGUCAAAACACCAGACUUUUCAUUGGGACAAUUCUGAAACAUCAAGCCAUGGGAAAAACAAAUUGAAAGAAAAGUUGUCUAGCAAAUUCAGCAGGUUUUAGUGUGAAAUAGACUGUUAGAAGUGCUGUCUGUAUUUUAUUACUUGGGUGUGGUUAUUAACACACAAAUACCUUUUCCCCCCACUCCUAUUGAUAAAAUAAUUGUAUGAAGUCAUAAAUGUUUUACUGUGCGUGAAGUUUCAAAAUCAUUUGUCAUUACUACAUUUGUAAUGUAAUAGGUAUUUUUAAUAUGGUCACACUUUAUUUGGAUAGUCCAGAUAGUCUCAUCUGUAGAUGCUCUACAGAUGGUCAUACUGUCAAUAUGCUAUCAAGGUCAUACUAUCUGUUGUUAAGCAACUGUGGUUACGGUUUGGUUUAUGCUAUGGUUAGGGUUAUGUUAGGGUAAGGGAUAGGGAUAGGGCUAGAGUCAUUAGAUCGUUUAAAUGUUACAGCUGCUCUACAAACACCCCCCCCCCC